AUGUUUCCAACGGCGGACACUGAAGAUAUAUCACAGGUCACGUCAUUAAAUCGAGGUAAAUCGAGUCCUGCUAGCGAUGAGCGAGAAUCCGCUGAAAGCUCUCAAGUGGCAUUACAAAGUAAUAAUAGGGAGUUAACCCUCAACAUGCUCAUCAAAGAAGUUGUGUUUUGCAUCGCUCUAGCUCUAACAACCUACGGAGCUCUGCACAAUACACCUUCCAAAGUAUCAAAAUUUCCUCAGGCUGUGAGAUUCUUUGACUCUGACUCCGUUGUGAAAGAUUGGCAUAAGGGUCAGUUAAGCAAUGCACUGGCUACUAUUAAUUUAGAGGAUUUAUCAUUUGUAAUGUAUUAUGCUCCAUGGGAUGCAGAGUCACAAUAUGUUCGAGGUGAAUUUGACAAAGCGGCAAAUAUUUUAAGAGAUAGAGUACAUUUUUCGGCUAUUAACUGCUGGAAUCCUGGUAGUGAAUGUAGAUUACAGCAUAAUAAAAUUCCAUCAUGGCCUAUACUAAUGGCCUACACUGUCACUUCAAGAGGUGUCUUAUACAAAGGACCAAGAAAUGCUGAAAGUAUGGUCAAGUUUUUGGAGUUGCUAAUGAGACCUCUUGAAAAAGUUUCUAAUACAGAAGAUCUAGUUUACUUAUUGUCGACAUGUGACACUGUUGCAUUGGGAUUUACUCCAUUUACUGAUACUUCAAGAUAUUACAAUGUAUGGUACAAUGUUGCUCUCAAGUCUCGUGAGUUCGAUAUUGUCGGUGAAAUAUGCUUUGCUGUAGUUACAUCGAAGGAUUUGGCAAUGGAUUUAGGAGUUGAAAGAGUUCCAAAUGUAAGAUUAAUGCUGUGGAAUGAUACUAAGGACUACAAACCAGAAGAUAAUAAUCUGUCAUGGAAUGACACAUACAUAAUGCACUGGGUGUUGCAAAACUUUGUUCAACCAGUCACUAGAAUCAUACCAUUGUGGCAGAAGAGUUACAGUUUCGAGAGGUAUGCUGACGGCAAACCAAUAUUGAUUCUGUUUACACCAUUAAAUCCUCUUUAUGAACAGUUACCAUCAUAUGCACUGUUGCGAGAAGUAGCAAUGGAGUAUUAUAAUUGUAAAAAUAAUGAAAGUAAUCAAUGGACUGCAGAAUUAAUAAAACUACAACAAGUACAAAGGUUGCUAUAUCAGCAAAAGAAUUUUUUGAAAUUCUGCCGAGAAUAUAAAUUCAAAAACCCAGUUAAAAAACUCAGUCCCUUAUCUAAAAGAGAGCUUUUUAUAUCUCAAAAUAAGUAUCUAUGGAAUAAUAUGACGCAAAAGAAUAAAAAGAGUGGAAUAUUUAAUUUUUUAAACAAUAGAUUGACCUCAAAGACAUUUGACAGUUCCAAUAAUAACAUGUGGUCUAUGUUAGGCUUCCUGGAGCAAUGCGGGUUAAGUAAAUCUUUACCUGCUGAAAAAAGUUUCUAUGAAACAUAUGAGAGGUGUCAUUCGAUGGAAGAUCAGUUAAAUGAUACUGAGGAAGAAGAUAAUAAUAUGAUGAGAGUAGAAACCACAAUGUUACCAUAUGAAGAUGAUCCCUUGUCUGCUGAAAAUCUUAUGCAAGAUAAUGUUAAACACUUUUGCCGAUUAAUGAAAUUUGCCAACAAAUUGAGUCCUCCUGUUUCCCCCUCAAGAGUAACAAGCGGAAAUAUAACUCAUUUACAUGGUCUUGCGUGUCAAGCAAAUAGUACAUUAUAUAUGAUGGCAAUUGAUAGUGUUUUAAACUAUCAUUUUGCAGAGGCUCUUGGUAUUGAUAUUAAAAAUAAAACUAAUAUGACUGCUGUAGUAAUUUUAGACAGUAAGUACGAAAGUCAAUACGUCAUGAAAGAGGAUUACAGUGCCAAAUCACUGAGAGACUUUAUUUAUAAUUUCACAAAGAAGAAUUUGAAGCGCACUCUACGCUCGUACGUGGAGGAUGCGAAAAAUACACAUUUCUUUGGUGCAACUGGCAACACGCAGGAGGAAGAUAGAAAUACAACAACGGUUCAUAUAACUGACCUCACCACUCGUACUUUCAAAAAAUUUGUUAAGACUCCAGGAACGACGGCGCUGGUGGCGCUGUGCGGCGGCGCGUGCGCGGCGCGCGUGUCGGCGGCGCUGGCGGCGGCGGCGCGCGUGCUGCGCGCGUGCGGCGUGCGCGCCCGCGCCGCGCGCCUUGACGCGCUGCGCCACGACCUGCCCUGGCACUACACCGCGACCCGCUACCCCGCGCUGCUCGUCUUCUCCGCCGGACGCGGCGCGGCGGAGGCGGAGAGCCGCGCGCUGCCGGGCGGCGAGCGCGUGUCGGGCGGCGCGCUGCUGGCGCUGGCGCUGCGCUCGCUGCGCGCGCCGCACCAGCUGCGCGUGCGCCUCGCGCUCUGCGCGCACCCACGGACCAUGAUGGAGAAGCGAGCCUGUUUGAAAGACAUGAGAAAUCACAUAGAAAGUGUGAUUGGUAGAAAUUUGAAGUAUUGGCGCCGAACCGACGUCCAGGAUCUCAAGACUGCAUUAUUAAAAAGACUGCAGCAUUUGCAACAAGUCUCAUUGUACAUGAACCUACUUCACGUCACAGAUCUCGGUGAAGACAAUGCGACGCAGGAGCUAUUGUUGAAAUCCCUCAACAAUAUGUCCACGGACUGGGACAUCGACGAGUCUAUUUUAAGGAAAAAUGUCAUUCCAUCACCGAUUAACAGAUGAUAUUAGCUAUAUCCUGUAUAUGACUUAUUUAUUAUAUUGCUCAUUUUAUAUUUGUCUAAAUAUGUUGUUUAUUUUUAGAACCCAAAGUGUUAUAAAAGUGUUGCGAAAAACAA
This is a messenger RNA of Melitaea cinxia (Glanville fritillary), 2801 nucleotides long. RefSeq lists its product as uncharacterized. Bases 1 to 2688 code for a protein of 895 amino acids. The transcript has 13 exons. Lineage: Eukaryota; Metazoa; Arthropoda; Insecta; Lepidoptera; Nymphalidae. The record is from RefSeq and is a predicted model, not a curated record.